AUGUCACGCCUGAUCUAUCUUUUUCUUCACAGAUCUUUUCCCUUCGAAGCUUCGGCCUCCAGAAGAGCGUGUGGCACCUGCUGUGCGCGCUGCAACUGCGUGCCGCCGGGAACUUACGGCAACCAAUACAUGUGCCCUUGCUAUGCGGCCCUCACCACCCACCACGGCAGGCGCAAGUGCCCUUAGUGGCUUUGUAAUCAGGCUUUCCUUCCUCAUUUAGUUGUCUUCUUCAUCUGCUUCUUAAUUAAUUUGCAUGCUUAUUAUUAUUGUUUUUCUUUUGGGUGAUUAUUUCAUGUAUGGUAAAGUUUGUUGCUGUUAGGUGAAUAAAAUUGGUAUGGUGCUCUUCAUAUGAACUUAAUUCGUUAUAAAUGUUGUAAGAGUUUGAUUGUAUAUGCAUGCAUAUUGUAAUAAGGAAAUCAUGGUUAAUUUUGUCAAUUAUAAAUGGUUUUUUGUGUCU
Dendrobium catenatum is the source of this 457-nucleotide messenger RNA. Its product is annotated as gibberellin-regulated protein 1-like. Lineage: Eukaryota; Viridiplantae; Streptophyta; Magnoliopsida; Asparagales; Orchidaceae. The record is from RefSeq and is a predicted model, not a curated record. Bases 1 to 186 code for a protein of 61 amino acids. The transcript has a single exon.